AUGGCACCAAAACACGAUUCAAUUUCUGAAAUCACACCUGCUAAGGAGAAUUGGAACAUAAUCGUCAGAGUCGUCCGUCUUUGGUAUGUCAAAGAUAUGGCGAAAGAUAAACUGCCAUUCUCAAUGGAGAUGGUGCUCAUGGAUGCUAAAGGUGAUCGCAUUCACGCAACUGUACGUCGGACACUGAUCUAUAAGUUUGAGAAAGAUCUCAAGGAGGACAAUGUAUUUAUGAUUUCCAAUUUUGGUGUUGCUGCGAACAUUGGUUCGUAUAGAACUACGAGACAUAUGUACAAGCUCAAUUUUCAAUUUGCAACUAGAUUAAAAUUGUCUGAAAAUCGUUUUGUCCCACCGAAUUUGUAUUUGAUUAGUAACCCGAGUGAAAUUUUUUCUGGGCACUAUGACACUGACUAUCUGGUUGAUCUUAUGGGAAUGCUGACUGGUGUUGGUAUGGAGAAAACAUAUGACAGAAAUGGAACUCAAUCAAAGAUGGUUGUUGUAGAACUAGACCAUGAUGGGUAUGCUUUAUGA
Messenger RNA from Trifolium pratense (red clover), 528 nucleotides. RefSeq lists its product as uncharacterized. The coding region runs from base 1 to 528 and encodes 175 amino acids. The record is from RefSeq and is a predicted model, not a curated record. Lineage: Eukaryota; Viridiplantae; Streptophyta; Magnoliopsida; Fabales; Fabaceae. The transcript has 3 exons.